CUUAUAUGUCGGUAGAGUCUGUGUGUGUGUAGUGUGAUACGCAGUGCGCCGGAACUGCCGACCUAACCAAACCUUGUUAAGGAGGGAGACCAGGGAAGGAGAAAACGUAUUCGGCGUAGUGGUCUCGUUGGUUGGUCAAGUCUACGGUUUGGAUUAUAAAUGAAUGCGAAUUCUAGGAAGCAGAAAGCAGACGACUUUAAUUCAUGGAAAUCAAACCAAAUGAUUUUGUAAACUGAUCUUGUUGUCAGCUGAUCGACUGACACUAUGAAAGCUUUUUGUAAUGGCAGAACAAGACAAAAAUAUGGUUGGAAACGCCGUGCAGCCGCGCGAAAACGAGGAUGAGGAUAUGGAGAACGGCGACGAGGUGGUGGACGAGGUCGAGGAGGUCAACGAGGAAGAAUUUAAAUCGUUGAAUGAUCAGAUAGAUCAACUGAAUGCAGUAUUGGACACCUUAGAGUCAAAGAAUGAUAACAUUCAUGCAGAAUUAAUUGAACUGUUAAAAUCAAAUCGAGAAGCCAGAAAGCAGUUUCAGGAAUCUCAGGACAAGCAACCGCAAGCAAAUGAAGAGGCGAAACCUUAAUUAAUGUUAAUUGUAAAAUGUAUUUAUAUAAAAUACCUGUAUUAUUUGUUAAGAUAUCAUUAUCUAGAUGAUAAUGGUAGAAUAUCUAUAUCUACUAUGUAAAAAUGCAUACAGGCUGAAACUAAGAUGGAAGUUACAUUCCUAACUGAAAUUUGUACAAAGAAAAGAGCAAAAAAUGGUUAUAAAUAUAUUAAAAAUAUUAUAUAUAAAAAUACAUAUAUAUUAAAAAACGAUCAAUAAAUUUCUGUUAUAAAAGUA
Nasonia vitripennis (jewel wasp) is the source of this 838-nucleotide messenger RNA. Its product is annotated as UPF0184 protein C9orf16 homolog. NCBI's taxonomy places the organism in Eukaryota, Metazoa, Arthropoda, Insecta, Hymenoptera, Pteromalidae. The transcript is spliced from 3 exons. The coding region runs from base 281 to 580 and encodes 99 amino acids. The record is from RefSeq and is a predicted model, not a curated record.